AUGUAUUUUCAUGCGAAAUCGGAUAAAACGUUAGAAGAAAAAUUAAAACAUUUCAUUCAACAAUGUCAACAACAACAAUGUUUAAAUGUUGUUGAAGAGAUUGAAAAAUUAAAUUGUAUUAGAAAAUGUAUAUCCUCUGAAUGUUAUGAUGAACUCUAUAAACAUGAUCCAGUAGAAAAAGGAGAAUUUGAUGUACGUUAUAUAUCAUUUAAAGGCUGUAUUGCUAAAAAAAAAAUUUUACAUCGGUUGUAA
Molecule: messenger RNA, 252 nt
Organism: Didymodactylos carnosus
Lineage: Eukaryota; Metazoa; Rotifera; Eurotatoria; Philodinida; Philodinidae
Source: the annotation of a GenBank genome assembly